This is a messenger RNA of Geodia barretti, 1917 nucleotides long. The record is from the annotation of a GenBank genome assembly. NCBI's taxonomy places the organism in Eukaryota, Metazoa, Porifera, Demospongiae, Tetractinellida, Geodiidae.
AUGAAGCCAUCUAUCCUCGGCCGACCAUUCCUGCGGACGCUGCCGCUCAUCGCGGGCGCUGCCGCUCUGAUGGUCGGCAUCGCCUGCGGCGGAGCCGAAACGCCGGCCGCGCCCGCUGCGCCGGCUCCGGCGGCCACUCAGGCUCCCGCAAUGGCGCAGCCCACCAACACGCCGAUCCCUGAGGCCAUGGCCGCUACGGUGCGUCCUACCAACACGCCGGCGCCCACCGCGGCCCCGCGCGUUGCCGCCACUCCGACCCCUAUCGCGGGGCCACAGUCCGGCGGCACUCUGCUGAUGUCCGCCUACGCCGACACCAAGGACUGGGAUCCUCUCGGAUCCUCUUCCCUGUCCAGCGUGAUCUCCUACUCGCAGUUGUACAAUCAGAUCGUGCAGUACGACACGGUUGACACCUCUGCAAUCACUGGCGACCUGGCCGAGUCGUGGGACGUGAGCGAAGACGGCCUCACCUAUACCUUCCACUUGCGAGACGACAUGCAGUGGACUGACGGCACCGAGAUCACCUCGGCUGACGUCAUCGCCACCCAUUCCCGCUACGCCAACCCGUGCAACGGCACCGGUCGUUCCGGACUCUGGCGCAACUACACCGUCAAGAUGGAAGUGGUUGACAAGGCCGGCGGCAACUGCACCGCCACCAACCAGGAUGACGUGCUGCGGGCCAUCGACGACAAGACCGUCGAGUUCAACCUCCAGUUCGCCUCGGGCGCAUUCAUCAAGUUCCUGGCCAUUGACUACGCCAAGGUGCUGCCGGGACACCAGCUGGACUCCGACCCCAAUUGUGCGGUGCGCGACGCGGCCAACCCGUGCUUCCUCAACCUCGGUGAAAACAUCAUCGAGCGAGGCACCACCUCCGGCCCCUACAUGUUGGAAGAGUACCAGGUCGGCGACUUCUACAAAGUCAGCCGGAACCCUGACUACUUCAAAGAUGGGCGCCCCUACGUUGACCGGAUUGAGCAUUACAUCUUCCCCGGGACGGCCAAGGACCGGCUGAUCGCCCAGUUUGAGGCCGGCGGCCUCGACAUGGCCAACGGCGGUUUCACCAACCUGUCCCCAACACAGUACUUCGACCUCGAAAAGAGCACUGACGGCGAGUAUGUGGCCCACCCCAUCGCCGCCGGCACCAACUGGGGCCUGAUGCUCAACGUCAAGAAGCCCCAGUUCCAGGACCACAAGGUCCGCCAGGCCAUCAACUUGGCCGUGGACCGUCAGGAAAUCGACGAGCGCGUCUUUGACAACUCCGGCGGCAGCUACUGCCCGCUGAUGGGUCUGGCCCACGCCAAUGACGUGUGCCUGGACUGGCCCGGCAUCCGCUCCAAGGAUACGGCUGAAGGGCAGCAGGACCUGGCUGAUGCCAAAGCCCUGAUGGCCGAGGCCGGCGUGCCCGACGGCUUUGAAGUCACGUACACUGUCCGCCAGGUCGGGAACUACCCCGACCAGUGCCAGAUCGUCAAGCAGCAGUUGCAGGAUGCCCUGGGCAUCACCGGCGACAUCGAGACCCUGCCCAGCGCGGCCGGUUACGCCAAGUACGGCACCUCCCGCGCCGAAGGCUCCUCCGGUGACUGGGAAAUCAGCUGCCAGGGCGAGGGCAUGGUCGUGUUUGACGCCGACGCCGUUUACGGUGGCGUCUACCUCAAGGGCGGCACCCGCAACUACACCGACUGGUCCAACGACUCGGUGGUGGAUUGGUUCGAGAACCAGAAAGUGGAACUCGACCCCGAAGCCCGCCGUGAGAUCAACAAGGAAGCCGAGCUCUGGCUCCAAACCUUCGAAGACAACCACUGGGUUACCAUGCAGUUGGGUCAACUCUUCUGGGUGGUGCACCGCGACAUCAAGGGGUUCAACGCUCCUUCCACUGUCCAAUACCAGUUCAAGCACGAAGACCUGUGGCUGGACCGCUAG